Branchiostoma belcheri (Belcher's lancelet) is the source of this 1979-nucleotide messenger RNA. RefSeq names its product cyclin-dependent kinase 9-like. The transcript has 7 exons. The record is from RefSeq and is a predicted model, not a curated record. Gene Ontology annotation, biological process: protein phosphorylation. Bases 67 to 1248 code for a protein of 393 amino acids. Gene Ontology annotation, molecular function: ATP binding; cyclin-dependent protein serine/threonine kinase activity. Lineage: Eukaryota; Metazoa; Chordata; Leptocardii; Amphioxiformes; Branchiostomatidae. Gene Ontology annotation, cellular component: nucleus.
AAGUGGAAUAUUCCAUCAUCGCCACUCUUCGCCGCCAUUUUCGGCAAAAGAAUAUUUUCUCACGAAAUGAGCAGCCAGGCGUCCACUAUAAAUGCAGUCAGGGACAAGUUAGAGGCCAUAGAGUAUCCUUACUGUGACGAUGUGUCUAAAUAUGAGAAACUGGCCAAGAUCGGGCAGGGCACUUUCGGAGAGGUGUUCAAGGCCCGGCACAGGAAAACCAAACAGUUUGUUGCCCUCAAGAAGGUGUUGAUGGAGAAUGAGAAAGAAGGGUUUCCCAUUACAGCACUGAGGGAGAUCAAGAUUCUUCAAAUGGUGAAGCAUGAAAAUGUCGUACAACUACUGGAGAUCUGCAGAACUAAAGAACAAGUUUUGGACCCAACUAUCUCCCCCCUGUCCACAGCGUCCCCUUUAAAUCGCUUCAAAGGCAGUAUUUACCUGGUCUUUGAUUUCUGCGAGCACGACCUGGCGGGGCUGCUGAGUAACGCUAAUGUCAAGUUCACCCUCAGUGAGAUCAAGAAGGUCAUGCAGCAGCUGCUGAACGGCCUGUACUACAUCCACAGGAACAAGAUCCUGCACAGGGACAUGAAGGCAGCAAACAUACUGAUCAACAAGCAUGGUGUGCUGAAGCUGGCAGACUUUGGACUGGCCAGAGCUUUCAGUGUGACCAAGAGUGGACAGGCCAACAGGUACACCAACAGGGUGGUAACACUGUGGUAUCGCCCUCCUGAGCUGCUGCUUGGUGAGAGGAACUACGGCCCUCCCAUAGACCUGUGGGGAGCCGGCUGUAUCAUGGCAGAAAUGUGGACCAGAAGCCCCAUCAUGCAGGGCAACACAGAACAGCAUCAACUGACCCUUAUCUCCCAGCUCUGUGGCUCUAUAAGUGCCGAAGUCUGGCCUAGCGUGGAGAAACUGGACCUCUUCUCCAAGCUGGAACUGCCCAAGGGACAGAAGAGGAAAGUCAAGGAGCGAUUGCGAGCGUACGUCAAGGACCCUUACGCUCUGGACCUGAUAGACAGACUCCUAACUCUUGAUCCAACCAAGAGAAUAGACAGUGACGACGCCCUGAAUCAUGACUUUUUCUGGGAGGACCCGCUGCCAGUAGACCUACAGAAGAUGUUGUCCAUGCACAACACGUCCAUGUUUGAGUACUGGGCGCCGCCGAGAAGAAGAGGGCACGCACACGGGCCACAGGCGCCUGGGAGAAACCAGCCUGCAAACAACGAUGCCACUUAUGAUAGAGUCUUCUAAAACUGCUAUCCCACAAGAGAAAGCCUCAUACAAAUACAAGAGAAAGCUUUAGCUUUGUUGUAUACAUUGCAAUAUAUUUACUUGGAUUAUCAAAGACUAUAGUUUCCAGCAGGAAAUGCAUUAUGUCAAAUGUACAUUCGAAUAGGAAUCAUAGUUUAACGGUUCCACUUCCAUGUGUACAGCCAGAUACAGCCAUAAGUUUGUAUAAAGUAGCUUGUGUGGUCCUGUAGUGUAAAGAGACAUACCAUUAUUAUUAAACUGCCAAGUUGGUUGGGAACAUUAUCUUUUCAUUUCAACUACAAAUGUACCAGUAACAGUGUGAUUAGACUCACUAGGUCAGAUUUGUCCUUUCUGUUCCAGUAAGCAAUACCUUAUGUAUACUUGUGGCAAAGAAGGGCUAUUGGGAAGUAAAAUAUAUGGUAUGUUACAUAGAAAAUAUUUCUUUGCUCAUGAGAAUAUGUCUUUCAGCUUCUGAUAGGUUUUGUUGUUGCUGGUGUAAAUAGUUUUUUCACCUUCAUACCUUCUCAUCUGUUGGAAUAAGUACCAAGUCAUACAUCAUCAUCAUUGUAAUCCACAAACUUUUAUUUACAUCAGUGAAGAUGAUUUUAUUUCUGUCCAUGAGAAGUUGACAUGCAUAUAAAAAAGACACAGUCAUGUAAGAACAUUCCCCCAAUACAACAUGUAACUUAUUAAGGUGUUGUGGUGGUAUUGUCUUCCUGUCUUUUCUGACU